UGGCUAAAGUGUGGAAAAAACAAAAAUUGCACAAUAAUAAAAGUGUAUAUUGACUGAACAGAGGUCACGUCUCUAUGCAAUGCUGUGAACAGCUCCGACUAAACAACAGCAAAUAGUUUACAUUUCACAGGUUGUUUUGAGAUCAUCUAUCACAAUGAGGAUCCUAUUAGUGGUUUUAUGGAUGAGUGUGAGGGUUCAGUCUAAAAGCCUGAUGUUCCAGCCUCUAGACUGUGCAGACAUUUAUAAUGACAGUUCUUGGACUAGUGGAGUAUACAUGAUCUAUCCCGCUGGACCCAACUCUGGCCGCUAUGUGUACUGUGACAUGAACACUGAUGGAGGAAAAUGGACUGUGUUCCAGAGAAGAAUGGAUGGUACUGUGAACUUCUACAGAGGAUGGGAUCAGUACAAGACUGGCUUUGGGCAUGCAGGUGGAGAAUACUGGCUGGGACUUGAGACAAUCCAUCUUCUCACGCUAAAGAAGAACUAUGAGCUACGAGUAGACUUAGAGGACUUUCAAGGAACUAAGGUCUAUGCAAAAUACAAAUCCUUUGGCAUUUCUCCAAUGGCUAUUAAUGCAGAACUGGACGGCUACAAACUGCACGUGUCUGAUUUUGAAGAUGGUGGUGCAGGGGAUUCCUUGUCAUACCACAGCGGAUCAAAGUUCUCAACCUUCGACAAAGAUCAGGAUUUAUAUGAAGGAAAUUGUGCUGUUUCCUAUGUGGGAGCAUUCUGGUACAACUCCUGCUACAACUCCAACUUAAAUGGACUCUAUUCAUGGGGUCAAGACUUGAAAAUUGGUCUAAACUGGAGGGCUUGGAAAGGCUUUACCUCGGUAAAGAGUGUAUCGAUGAUGAUGAGACCAGUAAAUCUGGCUAAACUCCAGGUCAAAAAGAGGAAGAAGAAAUCCCUGCUGUACUAACUAGGGAUCCAUAAAUAAGUACAAGCAUGAGUAAGAAUAUAUAGUUUUUGGACACUGAAAAACAACAGAAAUCUUUUUUGUGCAUCUAACAUGAUUCGAUGACAUACUUUCAAAACCCUGAAUAAAUCUGAACACCAAGCUCACACCUUAGCUUAGAAUUUUACUACUGCACUAUUCUAUCAUGUAACACUAUAGUUAUAGUUUCCAUCAGUGCUAACAUCCUUGUGAGAUUUCGCAAUGUAAUUGCUUUACAUUAAUCUUGUCAUUUCAAACUUAUUUAAAUGUAGUUUAAGCAAUGAAAACACUUUUUUUUCAAACUAUAAAUAUAUGAAACUAUACAUAAUAUGUUUUCUUAACCCCCGUGUGCUGAUUGGGUCAAAUUGACACGUUUUAUAUUUUUAUUAAAAGUGUUUUUCUGUUUAUGUAUGAGAGCUUGUGACGGCAAUAGUCUUUUGUUUCCAAUGCUUGUACCCUUGUUCAUCAUCUGUACUGAAUAAAUCAUUGGAAAAUAAUAAACUUUUAAUUAAAA
Messenger RNA from Tachysurus fulvidraco (yellow catfish), 1448 nucleotides. Its product is annotated as microfibril-associated glycoprotein 4-like. The coding region runs from base 155 to 919 and encodes 254 amino acids. NCBI's taxonomy places the organism in Eukaryota, Metazoa, Chordata, Actinopteri, Siluriformes, Bagridae. The transcript has 5 exons. The record is from RefSeq and is a predicted model, not a curated record. Gene Ontology annotation, biological process: elastic fiber assembly.